Tilletiaria anomala UBC 951 is the source of this 977-nucleotide messenger RNA. RefSeq lists its product as uncharacterized. The record is from RefSeq and is a predicted model, not a curated record. The coding region runs from base 288 to 809 and encodes 173 amino acids. The transcript has a single exon. Lineage: Eukaryota; Fungi; Basidiomycota; Exobasidiomycetes; Georgefischeriales; Tilletiariaceae.
CGUUCUAGCUUGCUCCGAGGACGCUCCGACAACUGUUCGCGUCGCAACACGUACCUCGUAGCUGGAGCCGGUCGAGCUCGCCUUCUUGACGCUGGCCUUCUUCGGAGCGGCCUUCUUUGGUGCUGCGGCAGACAUGAUGGAUGGUGCAAUUUGUUCAGACUAGAGGGUCAAGUGUGACUGGAGUGCUUGCUGACGUGUUCGCGUUUAAGCAGAAAGUGUUUGAUGAGGAUUGAUGAUGGUGGCGGUGUCGGAAGGGAGGUGAUAUUGGGGGAUGAGGGAAAUGAACGAUGGACGAGCUGUGCUUGCUGGGGCAUAUCAGGCUCGAUUGGCGGCGCUCUCACCUGGAUUCUCUCUCUGGUGCGCGCCUGCUGGUGCCUGCGCCCUGCGCCCUCAACAACCCUUCACUUGAUCCCACACUUUCUUUGCUCUCUUUGCCUCUUUGUCCAUGGGCCCGAUCACACCUCUCCUUUCCGCCCAUCCUGCUGCCCGCUCUGGCCUUCGGUGCGAGGCCUACAUGCAGCAGCCGUCCCGCGGCGCUUCAGCUUGCGGGUGCGUUAGUCUCAAUCAUUUCGGCCGUGUCCUCCGGUCACAGCGUAUCCGCCGAUUCAACAAUAGGAACGACAUGGCUCCCUUUGCAAGGUUGGAGCCAAACGCCGGCAGCGCGUCCUGUGAAUGGAUUUGCGCUCGCGCUGAUUCCGUUCACCGCCUGUUCAUUCCAUUCACAAACAGCCUCAGCCCGUGAAGGGAACACCUGUCGCAGGAUGUUGGCAAUACAGUCACAACCCAUAACACGACAACAACAGGGCUAGCCCAGCCACUAGCCAGCCAGCUAACUGUCCAACGUCAACGGUCAACGGUCUUGUGUCAGCAACAGACUGCACAGGGUGUAUACAGUCUGUUUUUUCUGCAUGUGACUGCAAAAAGUCAGGCAGACCAAUGAUAAUGGUCGAGAUGGCCUCUCCACUGACGACGCACGC